This is a messenger RNA of Cylicostephanus goldi, 1004 nucleotides long. The record is from the annotation of a GenBank genome assembly. NCBI's taxonomy places the organism in Eukaryota, Metazoa, Nematoda, Chromadorea, Rhabditida, Strongylidae.
UGCGACCUCUGCUUCCGAGAAUUUCCGAAUAUUGUCGAAUUCGAAUCUCACUAUGCAGAAGCUCACACGCACCAAUGCGCUGCUUGUGCAAAAAUGUUCAUUAGCGAGAGAGCUUUGGAAGUUCAUAGCGACGAAACUCAUUGUCCUUUCCACUCCUUGAACGUUGAGAGGGACCCGAGCGGAAAUCAUUUCAAGUGCUAUGACGAACAAUGUGGGAGCACUUUCAAGAGUGCCAUCGAAAGAGAUGAGCAUUGCCAGAAAGUUCAUAAUAUCACUGACGUUGAAGUAACGAUCGAAAAGCGGAAGUUGGCCAGAAGAAUGGACGAGCUGCAACUCACACUUGGGAAGAUGAAAGUAUCCAAGAAAAGAGCUGUGCCUCGUUCUGUCAAAUUCGGGGAACAAGAGAAGACGUUUGCUGGUGUUCGAAGUACAAAAGCUGGAAAUCUCUUCAAAAUGGCCAAAAUGUGGAAGGAGGCUGGCGAUGCUUUUGUGAGAGCUGCUGAACUUCACGGAGCAAAGGGUGAUUCAAAACAUGACUGUGCGAGCCAAUAUGCCGAGGCAGCAAAUUGCUAUAGAAAAAUCAAUCCUCAGCUUGCCGUUGACUGUCUCACGAAAACUUCGGAAAUUUACACCGACAUGGGCCGUUUUAAUAUGGCUGCAAAGAAUCAUGUGACCAUUGCUGAAUUGUAUGAGAAUGAGUGUCCAGACUUGGAGCAGUGCAUUCAACAUUAUCAGAAAGCUGCCGAUUAUUAUAAGGGCGAGGAAGCCAAAAGUAGUGCAACAAAAUGUUUGAUCAAAGUGGCACAGUAUGCCGCACAACUGGAGCAGUAUCAAAAAGCGAUAUCAGUAUUCGAAGAAAUUGCUAUGUGGGAGGCUGACCAUCCCACCUUGAAAUAUGCGGCCAAAAAUCACUUCUUCCAAGCUCUUUUGUGCUAUCUUUGCGUGGAUAUUGUGAGUUUUUCUCAUUUUCUCUUUAUAAGUGAUAUUAUGACCCGUAUCUGAGU